Molecule: messenger RNA, 1532 nt
Organism: Prunus persica (peach)
Lineage: Eukaryota; Viridiplantae; Streptophyta; Magnoliopsida; Rosales; Rosaceae
Exons: 5
Coding region: 50-781 (243 amino acids)
Biological process (GO): meiotic DNA double-strand break formation
Source: RefSeq, a predicted model, not a curated record
UAUAAAUUCAACUCAAAAAUGAAAUUCAGAAAAUCAUUUUCCCGCCGAAAUGUCAGAGAUCUUUCACUCACUUGUCUUGAACAAAAGGUUCGACGAUGCGACGCUGCGAGUAUUGGAAUCAGCGUUAGUUUCCAAGGACGUGAAGUCGUCGAUAGAGGUCAGGUCCGGCUUGAGGCAGUUCCUGCGGUCCGAAUCUCUCUCCGUUCUUCGAGAAAUUUCCGAGAAAAGUGCCGGGGAGAAGCUUCUGGUUCUUGAAUUUCUCGUUCGCUCCUUCGCACUUGUAGGCGAUGUUGAGAGUUGCUUGGCUUUGAGGUAUGAGGCUUUGCUUUUGCGGGACCUCAAGUCUGCGACUAAUCCAUGGCUGCAAGUUCCGUAUACAGAAUGGCUAAACUUUGCUCACCAGUCAAAAGAUAGUGGUUUCUAUUCUGUUGCAGGAAGGGCAUGUGAAAAUGCAUUGGUUUGCUUUAAGAGGAAAUGUGCUCAAGACCCAAAAACAGAUGAAGUUUACGUUACAAAGAAAUCUACUGAAGAUGCAAAAGCAGAUGGAGUAUUAGAAAAUGUGCAAGUUAUUGAACAGAUAAAGAGACUCAAGGAUUGUGCCAUGGCAUCUGCUUCUUCCCACUCUGGUACCCAGAUGGCAUUCUCAAGCCGGCUCAAUUUUAGGGCCAAAGGACAAAAGGUACUCCUACUUGUCUGUCCUUUUCCCUUUGUUUAUUUAUUUUCUAUAUUUUCUGUGCAUCUGUAUAGUUAUUUUGGCCAUGGUCUUUUGGGUACUAAUUAGAAACUUGAAAUGAACAUAUAUGUAGCUAACGGCUAGCGUGGCCCAGCUUGUACUCACCGCUUUAUUUAUUUAUUUGUCAAAGUUUGGAAGGGAAAGAAAGUAAAUUCACACACAUGGUUAUUAUGAGGGUUUGAUCUUCAGAGAAGUACACACGGGUGUUAUAGGGGCUUGAACUCAAAACUACUUAGAAACACACCAAAAAUCCUGUGCCAAUUCAACUAACAUCCCAGUGGUAUCUGCGGCUUUAUUUUCACCCCAAUAUUUUCAUUGUAUUGAGUUGAUCAUAGUGGUAAACGGUCGCAUUGGAAAUCCAACACCACUCUUUCAAGCAAUUGAAUUUGAGGUCAGUAGUAGCCAUUUGAACUCCCCCACUGUCGAGGCUGCCAUUGUCAAAGAUGGCUUCUUCUAAUAUCAUCCACCAUCUUAUAGAAAUUAGAAUAUUAGAAAGAUUAGAAAACCAUGCAUAUCUCAAGAAUCGAAUCUUCCAUAUCACCAAGCAAGUGCAUUCAAUGUUUGCAUCGGAGGUUGCAUGUUUUAUUUUUCUCUAAGUUGGUGAAAGAUGUCUGUUUUUCCUCUACUUUAUUCAUUAGCUUAAAAUAUACAAGUAAAACAAAAAAGUUUACAUAGAUCUCACCGUCUAGAGCGUAGAAGUUUUUCUUCUUCCUAGAGCUUAGGGGUUUGAAACUUCAAACUGAAAACUGAAACUUAUAUACAAAUAAUAUAAUAUAUAAAAUACGCGUUUUCUGAUAAG